This is a messenger RNA of Aspergillus puulaauensis, 1206 nucleotides long. RefSeq names its product mitochondrial 54S ribosomal protein uL2m. Lineage: Eukaryota; Fungi; Ascomycota; Eurotiomycetes; Eurotiales; Aspergillaceae. Gene Ontology annotation, cellular component: ribosome. The transcript has 2 exons. Gene Ontology annotation, biological process: cytoplasmic translation. Gene Ontology annotation, molecular function: RNA binding; structural constituent of ribosome. The coding region runs from base 1 to 1206 and encodes 401 amino acids. The record is from RefSeq and is a predicted model, not a curated record.
AUGCUUCAACAUCGGAUCGCCCUGAAGGGCAUUCGAUUGCCAUUCCGAUGCAUGUCUUCGUCUUCUGUGCGCGCCAAUUCUACAGGUGCGCGGCAACAAACAGAGCCUGCCUCAAGCUCCGACCUCGAUCCUAGCCUUGCAUUCGCUCCUCCUCCUAUUCGCCUGGAUUCUACCAUUAACAUGCGAAAAUACACACCGCGUACGCCUGGUCUUCGACACUUGCGAAGGCCCGUAAAUGAUCAUCUGUGGAAAGGUCGGCCGGUACACAAGUUGACAUUUCCAAAACGUGGACACAGUAAGGGAGGUAGGAAUAACACGGGCAGAGUUACCGUGCGGCAUCACGGUGGUGGACACAAGCGCCGUAUUCGAAUGAUCGACUUCAAACGAGAUGCCCCCGGUCCGCAUCUUGUCGAGCGCAUUGAACAUGACCCCGGACGGAGUGCCCACAUUGCACUGGUUCGCAGCAAAGAAACACAAAAGUUGAGCUAUAUCGUGGCUGCAGACGGUUUGAGGGAGGGCGAUGUUGUGCAGAGUUACAUGGCUGGUAUCCCUGAAGACCUUUGGAAGAGCAUGGGAGGGACUGUGGACCCCGGUGUGAUGGCUGCCCGAACUGCCUGGAGAGGCAACUGCUUGCCUCUACAUAUGGUUCCUGUUGGAACACUGAUAUUCAACAUCGGACUGCGCCCAGACGGCGGUGGACAACUUUGCCGUAGCGCUGGCACGUAUGGGACGCUCAUAUCCAAAGGUGUCAACCAGGUGAACGCGGCCGACAAAGAAAAGCAGGAAACCCAAAGUGAAACAGAUGAACAGAAGCCGUUGACGCAACGCGAAAAACAAGUCCGGGAGCGCACCCUUAACCAUGUCACUAUCCGGCUUUCCAGUGGUGAGGUCCGUAUUAUCCAUAAAGAUUGCUGUGCCACUGUUGGUGUCGCUAGCAACCCGAACUAUAAGUACACCCAACUGGGAAAGGCAGGUAGAUCGCGCUGGCUUAACAUCCGGCCGACAGUCCGUGGUCUUGCCAUGAACGCCGCUGACCACCCUCACGGUGGUGGACGUGGAAAGUCCAAGGGUAAUGUUGACCCGAAGAGUCCUUGGGGUCUUCCGGCGAAAUCUGGUUACAAGACUCGGCCCAAGUGGAACGUCAACAAGGCUGUUGUUAUCCCCAGAACCCGCAACCAGGGCAAGCGCCGCAGAGGAUACCACUAG